UCACAGUAGAUGAACAGCGCAUGCGCCGGACUCGCGGCUGCGUUCACUUCGGUCGUGUGUCGUCGUGUCGGGUUGUUUGUGCUGUCUGGAGACGCUGAACACGCAGGAUCGUAAUGGCAGUCCAGCUGUGUUGCCGGGGUCAGCGCGUGGCUCUGCUCAUGCUCAGCAGGAGUGUGUCUCACAGCAGUGUCUCCAUCAGCGAGCCGGACUCUCACACACACACACCUGCGCCGUUCUCCCGCUCCUCCAUCGGGACCUUCUUCCAGGAGCGACCUCUGCUCACAAACCCCUUUACCCAGGAUGCACUGCUCCGGGCCUACCUGCAGCGCCACCUACCUGAUCAGCAGGUGCAGCGGGAUCUCCUGCUCUUCGGUGAGCGGCUGGUCUCUGAGAUCGAGGCUCUGGGUCGUCAGUGUGAGCUGAGUCCUCCUGUGCUGCAGCGCUAUGACGCCUGGGGCCGCCGCGUGGACCGCAUCCUCACCUGCGAUGCCUGGACACGCCUCAAACACAUCUCUGCACAGGAGGGCCUGGUGGCAGCGGGGUACGAGCGCACCUAUGGAGAUUGGAGUCGAGUGUAUCAGAUGAGCAAGAUCUACCUGUUCGCGCCGUCCGCUGGACUCUACACCUGCCCGCUGGCCAUGACGGACGGAGCUGCUAAAGUCAUCGAGUCUUUAGGAGUGCCGGUCAGAGAAGCGUUCGAGCGUCUGACCACACGUGAUGAGAAGAGGUUCUGGACGUCCGGACAGUGGAUGACCGAGCGCAGGGGAGGAUCUGACGUCUCGAGUGGUACGGAGACGGUUGCCAGGCGACAGCAGGAUGGAUGGUUCAAGCUUUAUGGCUUUAAGUGGUUCACGUCGGCCACAGACGCUGAUGUGACGCUGACUCUGGCUCGCAUCACAGACCGGCACGGACGCAGCACAGCGGGCAGCAGCGGUCUGUCUCUGUUCCUGGCUGAGGUCUGGGACUCUGACGGCUUGUGUAACGGGAUCGAGGUCCAGCGGCUGAAGGAUAAGCUGGGCACGAGGCAGGUGCCGACGGCCGAGCUACUGCUGGACGGCAUGAGCGCUCAGCUGCUGUCAGAGGAAGGCCGCGGCGUCGCCUCCAUCGCUAACAUGCUGACUAUAACACGCAUCCACAACACAGUGUGUGCGGUGGGCGCCAUGAGGAGGAUCACUCACCUGUGCAGGGAAUACGCACGCAAGCGUGCCGCCUUCGGGAAGCUGCUGAAGGAUCAUGCGCUACAUGUGCAAACGCUCAGCAGACUGGAGGUGGAGACUCGCGCUGCAUUUCUGUUCGCGAUGGAAGUGUGUCGUCUGCUGGGCCGCGAGGAGAACAGAAGCGCUAGCGACAGAGACACACUCCUGCUGCGGCUGCUCACACCCAUCGCCAAACUCUACACCGCAAAACAGGUCUCUCUCUCUCUCUCACACACACAGACACACACACACAGAC
Molecule: messenger RNA, 1452 nt
Organism: Sinocyclocheilus grahami
Lineage: Eukaryota; Metazoa; Chordata; Actinopteri; Cypriniformes; Cyprinidae
Product: acyl-CoA dehydrogenase family member 11-like
Exons: 10
Molecular function (GO): acyl-CoA dehydrogenase activity
Source: RefSeq, a predicted model, not a curated record